UCUAUGUUUGUGGGUGGUCGUUGGUGCGGUCGCGUUGAUGAGCAGGCCCGCCACCGCGGUGGUUGGCGGAGACCCAGCCUCGCCACCGGAGCCCGAUUCGGCCGUGGUUUUUACCCAAAAACACGGCCGAAGCGCCCGACUCGAGGGUUACAAGAACGAUGCGCUUGGAUAUUAUACCUUCUUAGGCAUCAGGUACGCCGAACCUCCAGUUGGCAAUAGAAGAUUCCAGAGGCCAAUUCGCCGGUUCCUCAGCGGAGAAUUGUCAGCGACGAAGCAAUGCGCGCCGUGCCCUCAGUUGGACCCGUGGAACCCGAGGAAAGCAGUCGGACAUGAAGACUGCUUAUGUCUUAAUAUAUAUGCACCCAAAAUGCCCGGAGAGGAAGAAGGUUGUCCUGUGGUAUUUUUCGUACACGGCGGUAAUUAUCGAAGUGGAUCAAUAGCUCCUUACGGGGGUCAACACCUAGCCCAGAAGGACACAAUUCUAGUAACAGUGCAAUACCGGCUCGGCUCUCUGGGCUAUUUGAGUACUGGGCAAAGAGACGCCCCAGGCAAUGCUGGCCUAUUCGAUCUGAGAGCUGCUCUUACAUGGACACAAGAAUAUAUUGAAUUCUUCGGCGGCGAUAAGAACCGCAUAGUUGUGAUGGGUCAAGGAUCGGGUGCUAGUGCGGCGUCCAUUUUGGGCCUGUCGCCGGAGGGGCGCAGCGCAGCGGGUGUGGCCGCCUUGUCUGGUACACCUCUCUCUCCUGGAGCGGUCAGGAGUGACCCAGAUGCUCACGCUAAGGAACUAGCAGAGAGGACUGGAUGUCCACACAAGCCCGCUGAAAGAUUGAUGCAAUGUCUAAAGAAGAUUCCAGUAGAAAAGAUAAUAUUGGCGGAUAGUGAUAUGAAUAUAGACAUGGUUGAUACGAAUAGGUUUCUUGAUGAGAUAUCUGGCAGAUCAGGAUCUGGAGCCCGUGUUGAGGAAGAGGACGACCGGCGCGCGCUCCCGCCUCUCGUGUCGGAGCAACCCUCACAGUCGCUGCAGCGCCGCCGCCAGCACUGCCCGUUGCUCACCGGCGUCGUCUCCGCAGAGACAUCCAAAGCAGUGUUCGGCAAAUAUUCUACUUUCUUAACCAGCAAGUUGGGUGAAGUUCGAGAUUUUAUAAAGAAGGAACUGAUAGGUGGAUUGCGUGGUGUUGUGCAAGGAGUUGAUGGUCUGAUCCCAUUGAAAGCGUUGGGAGUUGAUUCCCUAAUACCUUUGCCAGACUACUACCAGGCGUUGUUUGACAGCACUUCAAAGGCCGUCGAUGGACUGUCCCAAAUUGUUGACGCUACAAGCGAUGCGCUGUUCAACUUCCCGGCGUACCAAACAGUGCGUGCGUGGGGCGCGGCCAGCCCCGCUUUCCUGUACAGCUUCGAGCACGUCGGCAAUCUCACUAAAGGCAACCAUUUCUUGCCUGGUAUUUCACUGACACAGGACGGCGAUUCAAAAGUAAAGGUUCCAAAGAAAGGUCCAUCUCAUGGGGACGAGCUCUCUUAUAUAUUUGAGCCGUUAGACGAGGCGGGGAAUCCUCUCGGGCUGGAUGUCUCCAACACUGACCAUCGCGUUAGAGAGUCAUUUGUGGGCCUUAUUAGCAAGUUUGCGCACAACCUAGGCCCUUCGGCUAAUAAAUCCAAGUCGUUCGGUUUCAUGCCCUUCUCGCAAGAUAAUGAUCAGUUCCUCAAGAUCUCCGAUAAGAUUACUGUGGAUUCGAAUUUCAGAUUUUGCCAGAUGGGAUUGUGGGGCAACAUGGCGGACAGGAUCAGUGGCGCGUUUUGUACGGAAUUCCUUGGCCGUUUGCUGAACCUGCCCAAGUUAGAAGUACCAGUAGCCCUGCCGGUACCCCUGAAUGGAGGUUUAAAUAUACUCGGCGGGUCAUCCAGAGGCCAAGAUAGAACUCCCACUCAAAAUCCGCUACUAUGGAAAAAUCCGCUACCAUUUCGAUUUUAAAUGAUUAUUUAAUAAAAAUGAAUUUAAUCAUUAU
Messenger RNA from Papilio machaon (common yellow swallowtail), 2003 nucleotides. RefSeq names its product carboxylesterase 3 (gene CCE-un1). The record is from RefSeq and is a predicted model, not a curated record. Gene Ontology annotation, molecular function: signaling receptor activity; neurexin family protein binding. Lineage: Eukaryota; Metazoa; Arthropoda; Insecta; Lepidoptera; Papilionidae. The transcript is spliced from 11 exons. Gene Ontology annotation, biological process: synaptic vesicle endocytosis; postsynaptic membrane assembly; chemical synaptic transmission. Gene Ontology annotation, cellular component: cell surface; synapse; postsynaptic membrane. The coding region runs from base 38 to 1969 and encodes 643 amino acids.